This is a messenger RNA of Asparagus officinalis (garden asparagus), 1029 nucleotides long. RefSeq lists its product as uncharacterized. Lineage: Eukaryota; Viridiplantae; Streptophyta; Magnoliopsida; Asparagales; Asparagaceae. The record is from RefSeq and is a predicted model, not a curated record. The transcript has a single exon. The coding region runs from base 1 to 1029 and encodes 342 amino acids.
AUGAAAAUUACAAAAGGCUGGAAAUGGAUAUCUAAUGUGCAUGAAGCUAGCAAAGGAAGAAUUUGGAUUCUCUUGGAUAGUGAUAUCUUCAUAGUCCAAAAAAUUAUAUCAUCAGAGCAAUAUAUUACUUGCUCAAUUGAAUCAAGGGAUGGUAGAUUCUCCAGUAUGUGUACUAUAGUCUAUGCACUAAAUCAAAUAGUUAGCAGGAAAAUUCUUUGGCAUGAUCUUCUGGCAUUUAAGCAUAAUGUUAAUGGUCCCUGGAUAAUUGGUGGGGAUUUUAAUGCAAUUACAGGUUGUGAUGAAAAGAUAGGAGGUAUGCCAGUUUCUGAUGCUGAUACAGAGGACUUUCAGAGUUUUAUCACCACAAGUCAACUAUUGCAUAUAAGAUCAAUUGGAUGUUUUUUUACUUGGAGUAACAAGCAAGAGGCUAAAGAUAGAAUCUGGUCCAGAUUGGAUAGAUGUUUGGUUAAUGUGGAUUGGAUUCAUCUUUAUACAUCUCGUCAAGUGGAGUUCCUCAUGCCUAGCUGCUCUGACCAUUCCCCAACACUGCUAACUAUUGAAGAUGAUGUUAUUGAGGGUAAAAGGCCAUUCAAAUUCUUCAAUAUGUGGGUUAAGCAUCCAGAUUUUAUCUUAACUGUUAAAUCAAUAUGGAAGUUAAACAUUGAAGGCUACAAAUUAUACAGGUUGCACUCAAAACUCAAAAAACUCAAGUAUGCUCUUAAAGAGUUGAAUAAGAAACACUUUAUGAAUAUAAGUGAACAAGUUCUUAGAGUGAAAGAAGAAUUAACUGAUAUUCAAUGGCUGCUAAGUGUGGAUCUUUUCAACCUAGCUUUGAUAGCAAGAGAAAAAGAAUGCAUCACAAAAUAUGAUAGGUUACUAGAUUGUGAAUCCUCUUUCUAUAAGCAAAAAGCCAAUAUUAACUGGAGUUUGGAAGGGGAUAAAGGGUCUAAGUUCUUUCAUUCUAUCAUGAAAAAGAAAACGCAUCUCAACAGAAUUCUGACCCUAUACACUAAAAUAGAUCAAGAAUGA